Messenger RNA from Antechinus flavipes (yellow-footed antechinus), 4712 nucleotides. RefSeq names its product SRSF protein kinase 1 (gene SRPK1). The transcript is spliced from 17 exons. Gene Ontology annotation, molecular function: ATP binding; protein kinase activity. Gene Ontology annotation, biological process: regulation of mRNA processing; protein phosphorylation; spliceosomal complex assembly. The coding region runs from base 95 to 2176 and encodes 693 amino acids. The record is from RefSeq and is a predicted model, not a curated record. NCBI's taxonomy places the organism in Eukaryota, Metazoa, Chordata, Mammalia, Dasyuromorphia, Dasyuridae.
CGUGCGCGGCAUCGAUUUCGGGCUACGGCGGGAGCAGGAGUAGCCGCCAGUCGCCCGUGGAGUGCGCAGGCGCUUGGCGGUUACCGGUCUCGCCAUGGAGCGGAAAGUGCUUGCGCUCCAGGCCCGAAAGAAACGGACCAAGGCCAAGAAGGACAAAGCCCAAAGAAAACCUGAAACUCAGCACAGAGGCCCUGUCUCCCAUUCUGAGACUGAUCUUCCAGAACAAGAGGAAGAAAUCCUGGGAUCAGAUGAUGAUGAACAAGAGGAUCCUAAUGAUUAUUGUAAAGGAGGUUAUCAUCUUGUGAAAAUUGGAGACCUGUUCAAUGGGAGAUACCAUGUAAUCCGAAAGCUGGGUUGGGGACAUUUUUCAACAGUAUGGCUAUCAUGGGAUAUUCAGGGAAAGAAAUUUGUGGCAAUGAAAGUAGUGAAGAGUGCUGAACAUUACACUGAAACAGCCCUGGAUGAAAUCAGAUUGCUCAAAUCAGUUCGCAAUACAGAUCCCAAUGAUCCAAACAGAGAGAUGGUUGUUCAGCUUUUGGAUGACUUCAAAAUCUCAGGAGUGAAUGGGACCCAUAUCUGUAUGGUAUUCGAAGUUUUGGGCCAUCACCUGCUCAAAUGGAUUAUCAAGUCAAAUUAUCAGGGACUUCCACUUCCAUGUGUCAAGAAAAUCAUCCAACAAGUUCUGCAGGGACUGGAUUAUCUACAUACUAAGUGCCGUAUUAUCCACACUGACAUCAAACCAGAAAACAUCCUUCUUUCUGUAAAUGAGCAAUAUAUCCGAAGGCUGGCUGCAGAAGCAACAGAAUGGCAGAGAUCUGGAGCCCCCCCACCUUCUGGUUCUGCAGUCAGUACUGCUCCCCAACCUAAACCAGCAGACAAAAUGUCCAAAAAUAAGAAAAAGAAAUUAAAGAAGAAGCAGAAACGCCAAGCUGAGUUACUGGAGAAACGAAUGCAGGAAAUAGAGGAAAUGGAAAAAGAGGCCAGCCCUGGACAGAAACAACAAGAAAAGCAGAAAGACACUGAGAAGCCUGUUGAGAAACCCUUUACAGAGAACCCUCCAAGUAAAGAAUCCCAACAAAAACUUGAGGAGGAAAAUGUCAUUGUCCUUGAGCAGACUCUUUUAAUGGAAGGCAAUACUCAGAAUAUUUCAUCAGAAAUCAAUUGCAAUGGAGUAAUUGAAAUAACUAAUUAUAUUGAAGGCAAUAAUGUGGAGUCAGUGAAGCUUAAGGAAGAUCAUCACAAUGCCAAUGACUGUGACACCCAACCUUUGAAAGAGGAAGUUACCUUCCCAGGUUCCCAAAAUGGCAAGAGCUGUAUAUCUCAAGAAAAAACAGACUCUUGUACAGCUUUAACUUCUGGGGUAUCAGAAACCAUGCUAUAUCAACCAUCUUCAAGUGAUGAUCACUCAGUAGAGCAAUCUUUCAAUGAACAGGAGAUCAGCCAGCUGCAAGAGAGCAUCCGAGCAGAGAUACCCUCUGAAGAUGAAAACGAAAAUAAUGGACCGUUGGAUAACAAAGGUACCCAAGGAAAAUCUUCUGCUGGGAAUUUUCUUCUUAAUCCUCUUGAGCCCAAAAAUGCAGAAAAACUCAAAGUGAAGAUUGCUGAUCUCGGAAAUGCAUGCUGGGUGCACAAACAUUUCACUGAAGAUAUUCAGACAAGGCAGUAUCGAUCCCUAGAAGUUCUAAUAGGAUCUGGUUAUAAUACUCCUGCUGAUAUCUGGAGCACAGCAUGUAUGGCUUUUGAAUUAGCCACGGGAGACUAUCUGUUUGAACCUCAUUCAGGAGAAGAGUACACUCGGGAUGAAGACCACAUUGCGCAUAUUAUAGAGCUGAUAGGCAGAAUACCAAGACGCUUUGCCCUCAGUGGGAAAUAUUCACAGGACUUCUUCAAUCGCAGAGAUCACAUUGCAUUGAUCAUAGAACUGCUGGGGAAGGUGCCUCGCAAGCUCAUUGUGGCGGGAAAAUAUUCCAAGGAGUUUUUCACCAAAAAAGGUGAUCUGAAACACAUCACUAAACUGAAACCUUGGGGCCUUUUUGAAGUUCUAGUGGAGAAGUAUGAGUGGUCUCAAGAAGAAGCAGCAGGCUUCACGGAUUUCUUAUUGCCAAUGCUAGAGCUGAUUCCUGAGAAACGAGCCACAGCAGCAGAGUGUCUCAGGCAUCCCUGGCUUAACUCCUAAUGUUAUUGCUCCAAUACCAUAAUCCCCUGGACUCUGGUUUGCAGCAGAGAUUGUACACUGACCCAGCUGUUCCAGAUUCUCUCCUUCCUUCUUCCUUCCUUCCCUUUCCUUGCCAUUCUUAAUCUUCAUGUCCCCUUCAAGCAUUCUCCUUUCCCUUUUCAGGGUGAAGCUCUUCCUUCAAGGCUUCCUAGAUUAUUGUUAUUUUUUAAUCUAAUAUGUUCAUUUGGGCUUGCUUACUUGACUCUGUGGGAAUCCCCACAGCCAUUGGGCAUCCUGAGUGAGUUUUGCCUUGGUUGGGCUCUGCCAAAGACUAAUGGACUGGAAUGUGAAACCGCCCCUCAUUUUCUCGCUUCCAUUAGAACAUCCUCCUUUAAAUUAUAAGCAUCAUUUUUAAAGAACGCAACAAAGAUGUAUGAGCCCAUCCUUAACUCACUGACUCUAAGAGUCAUAUUUUCUAGUGCAUAUUCUCUUGCCAGCAGAAGGAUGAGAAAAAGAUGUUAAUUUAAUGUGCAGCAAAGACACUGAACAUGCUGUGUUAAGAGUGCAUCCUAUUCUGGAUGGUUUGUGUUAUUCUUUACAGUCACAUUUUUUUCCCCUGCAACUUUUGGCUUUUGUCUUUGAAAUGGGCUCUGUGAAUUAAGACUGAGUUUUAGUACUGUUUUACCACUGUUCAAAUUGGUCUCCAUAUUUACUGGUGUAACUUUAACUCUCCUAUGCCCAGAUCUUCAGGCUGACUGUAAUAGAUACAAUGGAAAUGGAAGCCGAAAUUGGAACCAUUGACUAGAAAUCCUUCCAAGGGCAGGUGUGCUCUUUGGCUCCAGACAGGCGGUGGUUUCUGUAAGCAGUGUUUCCUUACAUAUCUUCUGCUUUCCUGAGAGCAGAGGGUUUUGGUUUGGGGGUGUUUUUUAAGGGGGGGUAGGGGCAGGGAAAUUAGUUUGAUUGCUUUUUAAAACCCUGGCUGGCACUUUACUCGUUCUGCUUGAGUUGAAACCCCCACCCUAUCACUAAAGAAUUCAGGAUGGUUCUGAAAAAGCUCUGGGGGUUAGGUCCUUUGUUUCUGGGAAGAGAAAAAGAUGUCACCAGAGCUUCUGAUUCUUUUCCAAACAAUUCCUUAGAGAUACUUUCAGUCUUUCGUCAACAUUAAUUUACCCAAGGUUCUGGCCUUGAAAACCAUUUCCCCAUUUGGCUUUGCUUUUUUCUUUUUCUUAAGUGGUUUGACCUUAUGCUUAGGCAUAACCCAGAUAUACAAGAAUCAGGAGGGGAGAGGUAUGACUUUACACUACCCAACCCCACUCCCUUAUUCUCCUCUCCUCUCCUCCCUCCCCCAAAAGAUAGCCAUUCUCUGCUGCUAUUUCUUGUAUCAGCAUACAGGUGGUUGCUCGUUAGAGUAUAUAAUGUAAGCUUUUAACUUCGAUAACUUCAAGAAGGUUGGGGUAUACUUAAGGCUUGUGGGGGGGUGGGGUUUUUUAAAAAAAAAUUUUUUUUUACAAGAAAAAGUUAAAACCUUCGUAGAAUUUGCUAGUUUAAGGAUGGGUCUCCCAGAUUUGCCCCCUGAUAUUACGAGUCAUAACCAAAAGCCAAAGUUCAGCAGGAUUGGGAUCACAGCAGCUCUUUAUCAUUAUGGACCAAAGGGCCUUGCUCUCAUAGAGGUUGGAUUCUGCUUCAGAACUGUGGAAUUUCAAGAAAUCCAACUGUUAAAAUGUUACUUGCUCGAUUUUCUUUGAGUUUGAAAUCUAAUGGCAAGGAAACCAAUGAUGCCAUUGUGUGAUCCGUGUAAGCUGUUAAGCACUCCUCUCUGCAUGUCCUGGUCGGGCUAGCCAGUUCAUCAGAUUCUUGAUUUGGUGAUACUAAUGAAGUCAGAUGAUGUUAUUUCUCUAGGGGAUUUCUGGGCCAGGCUACCCAUGUAUAUCUGUGAAGAAUAAAGAGAAUAAUAAAGCUCACCAAGCAUUCAUAAUGUCAGGGAAAUCCUUCAGCAACUUAAUUUUUCCCUGGGUUGCCAGGUUUAUCUGUAUUUUUAGUAACAAUAAACUAGGACUCUUGAGUUAUAUUUCUUUAAAUGCCAUUAAGCCAUAAUAGUAGGGUUAAAAGGCAUUUCUGGUGGUGGCAUUGAAGAAGAAAAACUGUAGUCAUUCCUUUUCAACAAAUAGUCUAAUAUGAAAGGAAUAAUUCUGAUGCAAAAGGAAUAACUUCUUAUUAUCAUGGUGGUAAGAUAAGUCCUGUAACUUAACUUCUGAAAUGUUUCCCUACCAAAUAAGGGCUUUUUUCCCUGAGUCACUUAGGGAACCAGAUGAAUUAGAAAACAUGAAGAGGCAACUGUAGAAUCCAGUCUUCCAGGUGCCCCCAUGCUCGCUCUCUCGAGCUUUCAUCCUACGUUGAAAUUGCCAUAAAAUGCUCACUAAAGGAUUUGUACUUGCUGUCAGUAAAAAGCAACAAUACAACAACCCUGAAGGAAAAUACAUUUUUAUUCUUUCUACUUGGGUGCACUGUCUGUUUUCUUUGUAAAUGCAAUACAAUAAACAAAUUAUUUAAUAACCUA